AUGAGCCUCACUGUCUUGCCCCGCUGCCAUUUCUGGGCGCGCCUGGUUGGCAUGUUCGGGCUUUUUAUCGUCGCUUCGGGUGCCGCGCAAGCAAAUUUUAGCCCCAACAGCGACGACGCCCGCUGCAGUGGAAGCAAUGUUAAUCGCUGUCCGCGCGGGCCGCAGCGCGAACGCCCCGACCUCUCAACCACCAUGUCGGCCGAAACCAUUGCCAACCUCAACCGCACGUUUAUCCGUCCCUACGAAGAAACAAGCGGUAUCAAAUCUUCCUUCAUCAUGACCUUUGGCAUCAUGACCGUGCGGGAGGACCCCUUCAUCGAUCUCAACGCGACCAUUCCACCUGUACCCGUCUGUACCAUGGACUCGACACUCAUUGUGAAGGAGUACUUUCAGCUCGAGGUGGCCGAGAGUCUCUACGGCUUUCAAGACAGCGAUAUCCAGCAGCCGCCCUGUGACUGCUUUCAACAUGGCCCAUUAUUCGGAGGCAACUGUUCUUGCGAAUUGGAUAAUUGGGACAUUCAGGCCUCCUUUGAUAACCUCAAGAGUCGCGAAGACUUGGCCACCUCCACAACGGCGUUUGUGGACUGCACAUCAGGAUGGUGUGGGGACCUGAUUCCUGAUGGCUAUUUUCAGAAGCGAACAUCCUUUUUCCGAGGCACCUUUGCGCAGGUGUACGACUUGCAGCUUUUUCCUUUCGAUGCCCAGGAAUUUUGGAUCAAUUUCACACUCGAUGUACCAUACGGUAUCAUUACAAUGCCAGUCAAGACGUCGCGCUACGAUUUUGACGUGACAAAAGCCGGUUUCACGUUCACUCAGAUUGAUUGCGUGGGCAAAAACAUAUCUGGCCUGGUUUAUGGAGGUGGCUGCCGCUUCAAGGCACGGCGUCUCUAUAGUCCCAUGACCAUGAAUCUUAUCGUCCCAAGCGCGUUAUUUGUGGCCAUUGGCUUCUUCUCCUUGGUAGUCAACCCAGCCAAGACCAUGAUGAUGCGAGCGUCCAUGACCAUGCUUGCCCUGGUCGUACAGACUCAGCUUCGACGCCAAAUUCUGUCAGCGCUCCCGCCAUCGGAGGAUUUGGUGUGGAUCGACAUGUAUCUCUUUGUGUGCAUCCUGGUGAUCUCCAUGGUCAUGAUGAGUCAUGCCAUCAGUGACGCCAUGGUUCGGCACGACUUGUUGGUGAUGCAGCGACGGUUUGAUAGCCUCGUUCUUCGGGUGUUGCCCACGUGCCUGGUGUUGCUGAUCAUCAUCAUCUCACUUGCCGUGACAACGAGCCAGUCUGUGUGGGUACCUGUCACCGUUGUUUUGGUCAUGACGUUGCUGGCUGUGGCUGUGGCCAGCUUUGCGCACCAGUGGUUCAAGGCGCAUCGUGAAGAGGCUCUCAAGGCGGAAUACAGCGUUGAGAACAAACGGGUGGCCGAAAGCAUGGCUGAAACCCGAUGGCUUCGGGUGGGUCAGGUCAUGGACCGCGUCAUGUCACGCCGGCGCACAUCACGACGGACAGGACCGACCAACAAUGAGGAGCUGGGAGACGUCAUUGCCGUCACUUCCUUUGCCAACAGCCCAAAUCACAAGGACAUCAAGUCCUGAUAGUCAGAAAGCGCAAGGCAACCUCCUCGGCUUGGGAAGGGACCCUCAUGGGUCACUAGAGCACUCCCCCGCCUUCUCUUUCUGAAUGAUAACGAACAUGUACUCGGGCCACCUAUCGGCUCGCUCUCGAGCUGAAAGGACACGGUGGCCAUAUCUCACCCGGGCGCCAACGCCCGUUUUGAAUGAAUCGAUCUUAUCAUUGU
Monosiga brevicollis MX1 is the source of this 1787-nucleotide messenger RNA. RefSeq lists its product as uncharacterized. Lineage: Eukaryota; Choanoflagellata; Craspedida; Salpingoecidae. The transcript is spliced from 15 exons. The coding region runs from base 1 to 1584 and encodes 527 amino acids. The record is from RefSeq and is a predicted model, not a curated record.